Molecule: messenger RNA, 489 nt
Organism: Podarcis lilfordi (Lilford's wall lizard)
Lineage: Eukaryota; Metazoa; Chordata; Lepidosauria; Squamata; Lacertidae
Source: the annotation of a GenBank genome assembly
AUGCUGCCACUGCCCCUUCUGGCUGUCAAAGCCUCGACAACCUGCUCUGCUGCCACUGCCCCUUGUGGCUGUCAAAGCCUCAACGACCUGCGCUGCUGCCACUGCCUAUUCUGGCUGUCAAAGCCUCAACGACUUGCGCUGCUGCCCCUGCCUCUUCUGGCUGUAAAAGCCUCGAUGACCUGCGCUGCUGCCGCAGCCCCUUCUCACUGUCAAAGCCUCGAUGACCUGCUCAGCUACCACUGCCCCUUCUGGCUGUCAAAGCCUCGACGACCUGCUCUGCUGCCGCAGCCCCUUCUGGCUGUCAAAGCCUCAAUGACCUGCGCUGCUGCCACUGCCUCUUCUGGCUGUCAAAGCCUCGACGACCUGCGCUGCUGCCGCUACCCCUUCUGGCUGUCAAAGCCUCCACGACCUGCUAUGCUGCCACUGCCCCUUCCGGCUGUCAAAGCCUCGAUGACCUGCGCUGCUGCCACUGCCUCUUCUGGCUGCUAA